GACAUCGCAACUUGCUUCUAUUUUUCCCUCGCCAACAUGCUGGAAGAGGAUAACGAUGAGACGUGUUGGAAUAACCUGGAGAACUUCCGCGUGAAGCUGAUCUCUGUGAUCGAUCCUUCCCAUAUAACCCCCUAUCUCCGCCAGUGCCAGGUGAUUAGCCAUGAUGACGAGGAACAAAUCCUUAAUGACCCCAGCCUGGUCAUGCGCAAGCGGAAGGCAGGUGUUCUCCUGGACAUCCUCCAACGGACAGGCCGCAAGGGCUUUGAGGCAUUUCUGGAGAGUCUUGAGCUUUAUUACCCACAACUGUAUAAGAAAAUAACUGGCAAGGACCCCAGCAGGGUAUUCUCCAUGAUUAUAGACACGGCGGGGGAGUCGGGCCUGAGCCAGCUCCUCAUGAACGAGAUCACGAAGCUGCAGAGCGCCGUGCAGGAGGAGCGGCGCCGGGCGCAGGAGCUGGGCGCGUGGCUGCGCGCCAAGGAGGACGCCGUCCGCGAGAUGUGGGUGCGGGACAGCCUGCUCCGCAAGCACCAGGAGCGCGCGCACAGGAUGCGGGAGGAGCGCGACGGCCUGAGCCGGGAGCUGCGCAAGUGCAAGGAGGAGAACUACAGCUUGGCCAUGCGCUACGCCAAGCAGAGCGAGGAGAAGAGCGCGGCCCUCAUGAAGAACCGCGACCUGCUCCUCGAGAUCGACCGCUUGAAGCACAGCCUCAUGAAGGCUGAGGAUGACUGCAAGCUGGAGAGGAAGCACACCAUGAAGCUGAAGCACGCCAUAGCGCAGCGCCCGAGCCACGAGGUGAUGUGGGAGAUCCAGCAGGAGAAGGAGCUGCUGCUGGCCAAGAACCAGGAGCUGCAGAACACUCUCCAGCAGGUUGCCAGGGAGCAGAACUUGGAGAACAGCCUCUCCAAGGAGGCCCUGGAGAAUGACUGCAGCCACAUCCUAGGAAAGCACCAGGAGCUGAUGAACACCAUUUACAGCCUCCGCAGGGAGCUGCGGCAAGCCGAGGUGCUCCAAGACAAACAUUUGGAGGAGAAAGAGAUGCUCGAGCUGCAGUGCAUGUCUCUGAGGAAGGACUCCCAGAUGUACAAGCAGCGCAUUGAAGUCGUCUUGCAACAGAUGGAGGAAGUGGCUUCCGAAAGAGACCAGGCGCUCCUGAUGCGGGAGCAGUUCUACACGCAGUACUCCAAGAACCUGGUUGAGAGGGAUGCGUAUCGGAAGCAGAUUCGGGAGCUGGGGGAGCGAUGUGACGAGAUGCAGCUGCAGUUGUUCCAAAAGGAGAGCCAGUUACUGGCUACUGAGGCCAAGCUGAAGACGCUGCAGCUGGAGCUGCCGACUCCGACAUCUGACCUGGAUGACACCUCCUCCAGAGAGUCUCAGGAACUUACCCUUCAUGGUCACCUAGAUGAAGAUACGCACCUGAAUAAUAAACCUUGCACUGAAGGACAAACCCUGCAAUUUAGCACUCGAGAGAACAGUCAGCCUCCAGAAUCGACUGGUUGCAAAGAGCGUGGCUCAGCCAGCGAGGACUUGGCAGAGAAGGAGCGGAGGAGGAUGAAGGACUGCUUUGAGCAUUACCGAAGAAAAAGGGCAAUGCGAAGGGUAAAGAACAGGCCCCACGAAGCAGACUGGGAAAACACUUCUGGCAGCGACAACACAGACACUGAGGGCUCCUAAGAGCAGGA
Tinamus guttatus (white-throated tinamou) is the source of this 1679-nucleotide messenger RNA. The record is from RefSeq and is a predicted model, not a curated record. Lineage: Eukaryota; Metazoa; Chordata; Aves; Tinamiformes; Tinamidae.